Acanthaster planci (crown-of-thorns starfish) is the source of this 2770-nucleotide messenger RNA. Its product is annotated as E3 ubiquitin-protein ligase TRIM45-like. The record is from RefSeq and is a predicted model, not a curated record. NCBI's taxonomy places the organism in Eukaryota, Metazoa, Echinodermata, Asteroidea, Valvatida, Acanthasteridae. Gene Ontology annotation, molecular function: protein binding; zinc ion binding.
GUGAACUCUGACCCCUUAGCAAGAUCUAAGCUGGGCGUAUUUCCACGUUUGAGAAACAUAUUGUGUAAUGGGCAGAACAUUGUCGGAAAUAUAGCUGUAGACUUUCAGAUAUUUUGAGCUUAUCUGAGGCACAUGUAUUUACCUCAGAGCAGAGUUAACAUCCCAACAGUACGAGUUUGAUUGAACAGUGAACUGGAAAUGGUGGAAAAUAACUUGAAGAUGGCAGAGUCCACCACUAAAACUGUGCUAGGUGAGAUCAGCCAGGGUCACCUAGAAUGUCCAAUAUGUCUCUGCCGUUUUAAAGAGCCUAAGAUUCUGGACUGCCUCCACAGCUUCUGUUUGAACUGUCUGAAUGGAAUGUUGAGUUCCCAGCAGGCAGACACAGGAAAGAUCCGGUGCCCAGUCUGCAGGAAGGAGACUCCAGUGCCGGAGGUUGGCGUAACUGGUCUCCUGGACUGUUUCUUCCUGAGUUCCCUGGUGGAUGAGUUCAACCAGCGGGAACAGUCACUGGAGACCCUACAAGCAGCGACCGCACCGACAUGCGGCGAUUGCGUAGAGGGGUUGGAGGCUGUGUCACGAUGCCUAGACUGCGAGGAAAAUCUUUGCCACCUGUGUAAGGCCGCACAUGAACGCUCAAAACGCACCAACAAACACCAGAUCAUCCCAAUAGACAGUCCAAUCACAAAGCAGGCCAAUAAAGAACACCUUGGCGGGAAACACUCACCUAAAUGUCAGAUGCAUGCCAACCAGUGCAUGCAUUUUUACUGCGAGACAUGUGAGCUGUUGACAUGUGGCACUUGCGCCGCGAUUAAUCACCGAUCGGCCGAGCACAAAUACAGUGAAAUUGCUGAUGCUGUGAGAUCUCACCGUAAAGAAAUAGAUGAGGUUUUGCAGAAAUUUCAGGAGAGCAAAGAGGAAUCUAGUUCUAUCGAGGAGUCGAUUGACCACGCACGAAAUAGACUACGAAUAAUGGUGGCCCGAGCCCACAACGACAUUCAAGCUAAAGAGGAAGAAGAGAUUGCCAAGAUCAAAAAUAAUUCCCGAAUUCUCAGGGACGAGAUUUCUGACAUUGGUAAGAAAAGAGAUUGGGAGUUUGAAACAGUGCACGAACAGAAUAAGAAGAAAAUGGAACGAGUAGAAACUAUCGUGGCAGCAGUCACCGAAUUAAUGCAACAAGCCGAUGAUUUCGAGCUUUUAAAUUUGAGGCCAAAGGUGAUGCACAACCUGGAUUUCCAGAAAGAGCUCGUGUUUGAGAAGGUGAAUCACGGCAAGUCAUACAUUGGAGUCAACUGCCAAGCCAUCGUGCAAGAUAAAGAUCUUGGGAAUAUACUUCAUAAAGAGAAAUGGAAGUUGAAAACCGAGUUUGGUAAGGAAGGAGAUAGAGACGGAGCAUUCAACUGUGCAGCAGGUGUUGGCUGCUUCAGCAAUGGUGACAUUGUUGUUAGCGAUAAACAAAAUGAGCAAGUAACCAUGUUUUCUUCUGCAGGACACUACAAAGCAAAGCUUAAUGUGAAAGCGCCUUUUGGGAUUGCUGUGUCGCCUGAUGAUCGCCUUCUAGUCAACUGUAAAGAUCAUGUAAAAAUUCUGGGCGCAGACCAUCAAUUGAUUUCUCAGUUCACCUUUUCACAGACUGAUCACAAAGAGGAGAACCCAGCGGAAUGUGUUACUGGAGGUAUUGCAGCUGUCGAUAGUAAACAGGUAACAGUUGUGCACCAGGGGAGAAGGGCCACGUCCCAGCACUGCUUGGAUGGGUCUUUAGUGACAGUUAUACCUCAUACUGCCGUGGCUAUAGAGGAUAUUGCUGUCAACAACAAAGGACGUUUAGUUUUUACGAGUUACGAUAGCUGUCAACUGGGCUGUAUAGAUUUAAAAGGCAAGGAGAUAUUCAGUACCCUUAUUUCUGUUGAUGGACAACCAGCAAAACCUGUUGGCGUAUGUUUGGACAAUGCGGGCGACAUUUACGUUACGCUUCAUUGCAAUCAAGACGGUUAUGUCCACCAUUAUGACCCGAUGGGGGCUUACAUUGAUUGCGUUGCUAAAGGAUUGUACUGGCCAUUUGGCAUCGCGUUUUCUCCUGGCGGGGAACUCGUGGUGGCUGAUCAGGACUCCAUUAAGAUCUUUCAGCGAGUUUGAGCAAAUAAGGCGCUGAAUCUACAUUAUAUGUGUAUUGGGCCCACAAAUGUUGAAUUCCCAUAAGUAUAACUAGGAGUUCAUAUUCAUCAUUAUGACUGAAAAACAGCUGGGAAAGACCUGCCGAUGUUCAUGUAAAUGAUGAUAUUUAUUCUGACAUUCACUUUAAAAUACAAUAUAAACUGAAAAUUAUCUAAAGUCAGUAAGAUACUGCAGGAUGGCCAGGAAUGCAUUACAUGUUUCCAAAAGGUGUAUGUCUCCCGAAACCCAAACCAGUGGCGUAAAUCUGUAACGGAAGUGAGGGGAUGGGGAAUGACCUGCCCGGCCAUGGAAAUUUGAAAAGUGGCGGCGGGCAUCAUAUGUUUCUGUAUAGUCGAGGUACACGAUAUUGGUGUAUAAUCUGCAUUAUGCAUUCAGAAUAUUUUAUUGCUUGUAAUGUUUUUCCCAUUUUUUAGUGAUAUAUUUAGUGAAAGUCUAAAAUAUUCUUCACAAUUAACCCGCUUUACUUUUUGGCUCACCACGAAAAAAGAGUGAGCAGGGGAGGGGUUAUUCAAUAGCCCCACUCGAAAAAUUGGGGGGGGGGGUUAUAUACCCCCAUCCUCUCUGGAAUUUACGCCCAUGACCAAACACAAAGUAAGGU